Molecule: messenger RNA, 3443 nt
Organism: Chelonia mydas (Green sea turtle)
Lineage: Eukaryota; Metazoa; Chordata; Testudines; Cheloniidae
Gene: BCAS4
Product: breast carcinoma amplified sequence 4
Exons: 7
Coding region: 318-992 (224 amino acids)
Cellular component (GO): BLOC-1 complex
Source: RefSeq, a predicted model, not a curated record
GAAGCGCCCCCCAGCGGCCGGCGAAGGCGGGACGGCGGCGCGUUCGCGUUCGCCGGGGCCCAGCUCCAGGCCGGAGGGCAGUCGGGCUCCUGCCCCCGGGAGCAGCGCGGCGCAGCCGGCGGCCACCGUUCCCGCUUCGCCCCGCUAGGUGGCGCCCCGAGCUCGGUUGCCGGGCGCCAGAGCGGCCGCAGCGGGAGGCUGCCCCGUUAGCUCGGCUGUAGCGGCCGGGCGCAUCCGGGCAGCCAGGCUGGGGGAAGCGCUCGGGCGGCGCUCGCUGUGCAGCCGCCGGGCCUGGGCCGGGAGGAGCCGGGGCUGCCAUGAGCGCAGGCGGGGGCCGGGAGGAGGGAGCCGCCGCCGCCGCGAUGCUGCAGCUGCUCCGCGAGCAACCGGAGCCCCAGGCGGAGGAGAGCGGGGCUCAGCGCUUCGCCCUCUGCCUGCCCCCUGGGGAGGAGGAGGUAAAAGAAGUAGAAGAAACCAUAGAAGAGAUGUUAAUACGGCUGGAUGAGUUCUGUGGCAUGACUGAUGUGAUUAGAAGCGAUACAUCCCAGAUCCUGGACGAGACCAUUCCGCUCAUUAAAGCCAAGGUGGUAGAAAUGAACAACAUCUAUGCCAAAGUUGAUAAAUUAGAGGCAUUUGUUAAAAUGGUUGGACGCCAUGUCUCUUUUCUAGAAGAACAAGUGCUUCAAGCCGAGGGGAACCACAACACUGUGUCUCACGCUGUUCGCAAACUACUUCAGUCUGCAGCUAUACCUUCUUUUAAAAAUAAGCACACUCCCUCAGCACAGCAUACAUAUGACCUGCCUAAACUCUACAGAACUGAAGAUUAUUUUCCUACUAACUACAGCACUGGAAUGCCAAUCAUUAAGAGAAGCAGGAAGAACAUAGUGAUGCACAUCAGGCGCAUAGCAAUAAAGGAAGUUUGGUUUUACAAAUACCAGACCAGUGAUCCAUCAAAUAUAAGCAUCCUGUUUCCAGAGGUGAGCAAUACCUGAUACUUAUACCACCUGAUUUCAUAAGUGAAAUGUUCACCUGUCAUUGUUUCACUGCUUAUUUUAUUAAAUAUUAUACUAAAAGUAGAGGUUAUCAUAGAACCAAAGUGAAGGGCUUCUGUUAAAUUUCUUUAGUCAGUGGAAUAAGACAGAAGUCACUAUCACAGUUACAUUUCUUUUCCUCCAUUUCUCCUAGCUCAGUUCAAACCUCCUUAGCUUUAUAGUCAAUUCAGAAACAUCUAGAAAAGAAUAAAUAAGAUAUCCAACAACACUGCCGCUCCAUUCUGCUGUAUUUAACUGUGUGCCUAAACUGAACAGGCUCUGACACAGAUGGGUUAUCACCAAGUCCUCAGAGAUGUAGCAGACAGCUGAAAGCUAUGACUGGAGAAAGCAGCAGUUGGAUUUAUUCUACUUAAUAUUUUUCUGAAUUCAUCAUGAAAACAGAUGGUGGAACUGAAUUAGGGAGAGGUGAAGCAAAUCUUGUAGAAACAGUCUGUACAAAUAGUUAUACUUUUAACUAGAGGGUUGGUGAGUUUGUGCUGAGCUGGAAAACAAGGAUGGCAACUUUUUUUUCUUCUUCUUCUUCAACUAAAGAAUAGAACAGGUGCUUAAAAUUUCUCAAUAGUGAAGUUCCUCAUUCAAAUAACUGGCCCUCAGCAUGUUUAACCCAAUCAAGACUAGGAUUAUUACUUGUACAACAAAAGCACCCUUCUAAUAAUCCUUUAAGUAGAUUAUAAAAGCCACCAUUAAAACUGGUAAAAUACAACAAAAGAAAUUGGUAUAAUUGUGCAAAACACCAUUUGAAAGUUACUGCCUUCAGGAUCUGAGGUGAGAUUCUGUGGAACCAUUACUAACCUGAUUUUUUGUAAGCGAUGGAUCCCACAAUCCUACAUCUUCCCAUGUAGUGUUUUUCAAAUAAAAGUCAUUAGGUUCAAACUGCUUAAAAUCCUGGAAAAGGGUGGAUGGGAAGACAGAGAAACAUCAAAAACAAAAACCAAUUGCUCCCCAUUAAUUACUCAUGAAGACACCCACACAGCCCUGUGUCCACCAAGAACUACCCACAAGUAGUACAAGAGAUCAUUAACCAAGGGAAAAUUUCCCCUCAUGAAAAUUGUAAAAAUGCAUCUUGUACAUUUCAACUAAAGUUUCCCUUGGCCAAAAAAGGUGGGUUCCCAAAGAAUUAGCGGUUCCAAAUAAGCAAUUCUGAAAAGUACAGGCUCAAAGACACUAAAUAACCGAGGGCCAAGAUUUUCAAAAAUAAAAUCCUGAAGUCAGUCCAAGUCCGACUUUCAAGAUUUUCAAAAGUGUUCAGCACCUGACAGCUCCCACUGAGAUCAAUGUUGAGUAUUUUUUUAAAAUCAGAUGUGUGUUUAAAGAUGGACCACCGGUUCUAUUUUUAAAAAUCUUGGCCGAGGGACUUAGUUGAAGUUCUUAAAAGCACCUUAAGUCCCAAGUUUUGAAAGCACCUAAGGUACUCUUAAUCCCAAAGUGUUACUGAAAGCCAAUGGGACUCAGGCCUAAAUCACUUUUGAAAUUUGGAUUCAAACUCCUUUGGAAAUUUUACCCUGAAGCCUAUUAUUCAACCCACACUUAUUCAAAGUAAUUGACCCCAAACAAAAAGGGAUGAACACUCAUUUUAUCUGGAACAACAACAUGAAGAAGAGGAGCUAGUUUAAAACUAGAACAAAACGCAGAAGGUUACUACCUAUAGGGUGCUGAAGAGCCAUAGAGCAGAUGAGUGGAAAGGUGAUCUUACAGGGUAUUCAUUUCAGGAAAAAGGUUUUUGAUAAGCAAUAUCUUAAAGUUUGUCAGUAAGAUUAAUAGCAGAAUAUGUCUUAAAUAUCAACUUAAGCCAUUAUAGAAGGCAGUCCUUAACAUAGUAACCCACUGUUCUGCACUGAAAUACCUGUAAAAAUCUCAGUUCAUCUCUUGGCCCCUAGGACAGCAGGCUCUAAGGCCUUGUCUAGACUAGGAUUUAAAGGUGUCAUUUUACUACAAGAGCUAGCACCUGCUAACACAUUUUAAAAGUCUAGCACAGACAAAGCCCAGUGCCUUCAACACAUGCCAAACUAGACAGUUAAAGCCCAAGCACGUUAGCUAACACUACACCUUUACAUCCCAGUUUAGAUGAGGCUUAAAAGUGUGUGACUUGCUUCAGCAGCAACUCCUAGUAACCAUUUAAGAAUGACUCUUCUAGAUGGCAGUAAUUCUGUAACAGAACCCCACACAACUCAUUCUCAUCUGGAGGUCACAACCCCUGAGGUAAAGUGAAGGGGUAAAACUGAAGGUCCUUAAAGGUCUAUCAGAAACGUAUAGGGACCCCGAAAAAAAUCUGAUGUGGUGGUAGCUAAUACAAUGUUUUUAUGAAAUCUCUAUAAUAAAUAUUUCAGCAGAAAAUUGAAUCCAAGUGCCUCAAUUCAAACCAGAAAGCCAAGUCAGAUGUCAUACUUACUU